GAAAAUAAAGAUGAUAUCAAGCUCAACAAAAGCGUUUCUUGGGACUCUCAUAAUCCUGUCUAUUAGUGGCCAAAUAGUAAAUGGUAAUGACGACAUAUCAAUCUGCAAGAAAAGCUUAGAGACAUUAAAAGACAACGUGAAAGAAUGGAUGGAAACUUGCGUUGAUAAAAAUGACAAUGACGAUAACACAACUGCAUGCAAGGAAGUAAAACAAUACAACAAAGAAAUGAUGCAAAUGCAAACAGAAAUGUGUUUUUACAAAGAUGUUUAUCCAAAGCCAUAUUUGAUUAUUAUGAGCUUUGAUAAAAUAUACUCUGUUGAUUUUAUUACUGGAGAUAUUCAUGUCAGCACUAUUAAUGGCUCCAGUAAGAAUAAAUCUGACCAUGCAUCAAGAUAUAAUGACAUAGAAAUUGAUGUAGUUGAGAAUGUGCUUUACUACAUUGAUGACAAAGACAUCAAACGGGGAAAUCUUGACUUGACUAGAAACGAAAUUUUUGCGAAAAAUGUUUAA
Xenia sp. Carnegie-2017 is the source of this 511-nucleotide messenger RNA. RefSeq lists its product as uncharacterized. NCBI's taxonomy places the organism in Eukaryota, Metazoa, Cnidaria, Anthozoa, Malacalcyonacea, Xeniidae. The record is from RefSeq and is a predicted model, not a curated record. Bases 11 to 511 code for a protein of 166 amino acids. The transcript has 3 exons.